UUGUCAUUGCUCGCGGGAGUUACGUUCCAAACGUCACCGUUGUGCCCCUCCAUCCGCACUUUGGUGUGAAAUCAAGAGCCGCAUUAUGCUACACUGAUAGCACAAACGGGAAGGAAUUGACCCGUAUUACUUACCCCUCAAGAUAAAUACAACUAUCUCAAACCUAUCUCCAAUUCAGCUUCAUCAGUUUAUGACCAUAUAUAUCAUCAAUCGCAGUAUAUAACCGUGUCCGUAAUUCUAGUCGCAAUCGCAGCUGUCACAAUAAUGGCCUUUACGAUGCCUAACUUCGCAUCGCGGCUCUUCCGACCUUUCAUGUCUAGUACGCGCUUGGGGAUAACCGCCGAUACGCACGCGGGCACCAACGGAACGUCCGCAGUCCCCGAGGGCGCCGAGAAAGCUACCCUCGCUGCCGGAUGCUUCUGGGGCGUAGAGCACCUGUAUCGUAAGCACUUCGACGGCAAGGGCCUCUACGACGCCCGUGUCGGCUACACCGGUGGGGAUCUAAGAGGUCCGACCUACCGUGCCGUGUGCUCGGGGCAAACAGGCCACGCCGAGAGUGUACAGCUGCACUACGACCCUUCGCGCAUAACCUACCGGCAGAUCCUCGAGUUCUUCUACCGGCUACACGAUCCGACGACGGCUAACCGCCAGGGCCCUGAUGUCGGACCUCAGUACCGCAGCGCCAUCUAUUACCACAGCCCUGAGCAAGAGCGCAUCGCGCGCGAGACCACGCAACAGGCCAGUGAGCAAUGGUAUAAGGGCGCUAUUGUUACUGAAAUCGUGCCCGCUGAGCAGUGGUGGGAUGCUGAGGAUUACCAUCAGCAGUAUCUGCAUCAUAAUCCUUCGGGCUAUGAGUGUCCGACCCACUUUCUGAGGACGUUCCCGCCGCUGGAGUGAUGUGGAAGUCAUAAGCAGCUGGUGUAGUUUACCGCGUCAUGUCUUGUAACGAAUCUAAUCAUCGUGAUACUAAGUCCUUAACAUGGCUAGCUGUGCGAUUUUAGAAACAUGUUGGGAAUGUCGCAAAACUCGGUACUUGAGACAUAUUAGCAUAUAUGGGCCUAGGAGGGAUAGACGCCAAAUGAUUCGUGUAGGCUUCAAAACUGGAGGUUGAUACUCUCC
Daldinia decipiens is the source of this 1119-nucleotide messenger RNA. RefSeq names its product PMSR-domain-containing protein. The record is from RefSeq and is a predicted model, not a curated record. The transcript is spliced from 2 exons. Gene Ontology annotation, molecular function: peptide-methionine (S)-S-oxide reductase activity. NCBI's taxonomy places the organism in Eukaryota, Fungi, Ascomycota, Sordariomycetes, Xylariales, Hypoxylaceae. Bases 265 to 897 code for a protein of 210 amino acids.